AUUCAUCGACUCCAUUUUAUCUUGUCGAGAGAAGCUUUUGUCGUUACGUGUUCAACGCAUUACAGUUCAAUAAAAUACUGUUUCAUACGUGAAUAUGUUUUAAAAAAAACGCCUUCUGCUUGGACUGAUUCGUGGUAAUACACACAGUGAUUACGACGGUGAAACGUAAAGCGUAAAAUUGUUUAAGCAAUUUUGAUUUUUUCCACGGUAUGUCAGAGGGCGAGGCUACAGCAUCGCAGAAGAAACAGCAGCCAUUUCAACAACAGCCACAAAUCGGAGUAGGCUUGAUGGCAAACAUGGCAUGGCAAUAUCCCUCGCCAAACAAUUUACACAAUAUGUUCCCUCCAUAUUCAGGACAAUUGUAUGGACCUGGAUACCAAGGUGUACCUCAUCAAGGGCAAAUAUUUAAUUACUAUCAUACAAUGAUGCCUGGAUAUGGACAACCUUUUAAUCCACAGCAGAUGCAACAGCAGCAGCAUCAACAACAGCAACAACAACAGCAGCAGCAGCCACAGCAACAGCAGCAGCAACAACAGGGCAACAAUCAAGGAAAACAACUUCAUCAACAGCCUCCUGUACCUGGGACACCAAUGUCUCUAGAGGAUGAAUCGGAUCUUCCUCCUCUACCACCUGGGCCACCUCCAUCUGUUCCACAAUCACAACAACACAAUAAUCAAGUGCAACAGACUAUGCAGCCUCAUCCAGGAUACAUGUACAACUCCUUUCCUUAUGGAAACUGGAAUGGAAUGCACAGUGACAUGUCUCAAUACAACAAUCAAAUUCGUUUCAACUUACAAAACAAGAAGAACGGUAUGCCCUUUACUCCGUCCAGCAAUAGUGGGGCUGCAAAGAAAAAACGUAAGCGGAACAAAAACUUAGCAGCACAAUUCAACAAUAGCUUUCAGGCGAACAGUCCCACCACUACUUUUGUACCGGGUCCCAAUUUGAAGACAGAACUACCACCCCUACCCCCUGCACAGCGUGAGGUAGCAGCUCCUCCUCCACCGACUGAAGAAUCCCCUGCUCCUUCUAAACCUGCUACUACCACUGUUAACACAACUCCUAGUGCUGGUACUCCAGCGGUAGGUACUCCCUCCGUCGUGACAACUCCCAGCCCUGUCGGAGACUGGCCUGACAGCUUGAAGAACUACGUGAACAGAUGCUACGAAAAGUGCAAAACGGCCGUGGAUAAGGAUCAAGUCGAGAUUAUAUUAAAGGGAAAGAUUACACGCGCUGCGAACGAUGGCUCGCUAUGGGUGAAGGAUUGGGACCAAGAACCUUUACCUAGCAUCCACAGCGAACGCAUGACAAUGACGAUCAAACCUCAGAAACCGGCGUUAAAGUUGAACAAUUUGGCGAAUCCGCUGAUCACUGCACAGGGAGGCUUGCGCAAGCCAGGCCUCUCUACUUCUCUUGGGGCUCGGCUUGGUGCGCGUCUCUCUGUGAGUCACAAACGGUCGAGAUCAAGGUCGCGGACUAGAUCUAGAUCAAGAUCCAGAUCGAAGUCAAGAUCAAGGUCGAGGUCCAGAUCGAAGUCGAGAUCGCGUUCCAACACACGUAGCCCACCAUCUCGAAAGUACAGGCGUAGCACGUCGUCGUCGUCCAACGUUAGCGAUCACGAUUACAAGUCGUUAAAGACGAAAAAAUCUACUAAAAGCAAACAAAAUCACAGCAGCAAGAAAACAAAGAAGACUAAACAGAUGAAAUCACAUUUCUAUUCAGAGUUUGGUUUAGCUACAGGAAACACCGAGGAACUAGGAUCCAAGGAGAAACUGCAACAACGCGCUGCAAGAUUCAACGACAGUAUUUCCAGGACCGUCAGCAACGGUGUUAAAGAUGAUUCCUCGGCAGAGUUUGACUUAACUGGUCUUCACAUUGUUGGCACAUGCAAGGAUAUAGAAAAACCGUAUUUGCGGCUGACAUCUGCUCCAGCUCCCUCCGCUGUACGUCCGGUAAGUGUACUUCAAAAUUCUUUGGCACAUGUCAAGAAACGUUGGGUGGCUGAACAAGACUAUAGAUAUGCUUGUGAUCAACUUAAAUCCAUUCGGCAAGAUCUUACCGUCCAAGGUAUCAGAGAUGCAUUUACAGUCCAUGUGUAUGAGACGCAUGCCCGUGUAGCUCUAGAAAAAGGCGAUCAUGAAGAGUUCAAUCAGUGCCAGACACAGCUAAGGAUGCUGUAUCAAGAUGUUGGCGGAGAAAAUCGGUGUGAAUUCAUCGCAUACCGAAUACUGUAUUAUAUUUUCACAAAAAAUUCCCAAGAUUUAACAACAAUUUUAGCCGCUUUAUCGAAGGAAGACAAAAACGAUGAGUGCAUAAAACAUGCACUGAAAGUACGUUCAGCUUGGUGGUUGGGCAACUUCCAUGCCUUCUUCAAACUGUACGCAGUCGCUCCGAGAAUGGCGGCCUUCCUAAUGGAUUGGUUUGUUUCAAGAGAACGCAAGAAUGCAUUGAAGUGCAUGCUAAAGUCGUACGUACUGAAUAUUUUGUUAGCCAUUAUCCAUUUAUAUUUGUUAAAGCAUCUUCAAAUCGUAUUUCACAGCACUUUUUUUUUUACGAACAUUAAUACCAUUAAUAGUAAACAUCUCCCUUUACAGAUCACAUUUUAUGAACUUCUUUCUUAUAUUGCCUUAAAAUGAUCUAUGUUAUAUUAUUUUUAUUUUUUUUUCUAAAUGUUUAACAUCUUGUAGAAUAGUGACACAUUAAAAACCAUAUCUUUUACCAUCAAAAUAAUUAAUUUCGUUGACUUGGAAGUGUUAGUUAAGUAAUAUUCAUAAAACUAUAAAUUAUUUCGCUUUACAGAUGUGAAUAAAUGAAACAUAUUAGCGCAUAGUUAUGAAAUAUAUUUCCAUAUAUCUACUGGAAAUAUGUUUAUCAUCGUCAUAAUUACUCAUCUUUAAAAAUUGUCAAUUUUUCAAAUUUAUACAGGUAUACAUCGUUGUGCAGAGAAGGGUGGAAGAAUGAACAAUUUUUUUCAUCAUGUGUAAUCGUAUAAAGAUUUCUGUUACAGGACAUCGUAGCUGAAAAAUAAUUAGUUUUAUAUGUACAUAUAUGUUCAAUUACUAUUUAUCACUAUUAUAAUUUCUAACGAACACGCGAAUUACAUACACUUAUCUAAUGAUACAUUUCUUCUACUGUUUAGCUACCGGCAAAAUUUGGCGGUUGAUUUCGUCGUGGCAGAAUUGGCCUUUGAAUCUUUGGACAAGUUUUAUGAAUUUGUCAAUGAAUUCGGGUUGGUUUAUGCUGAUCCUGAACAACAUCUAAUCGACUGCAAGACAAGCAGUGGUUCUCUAGGUGCUUGGUAAAAGCAACAUCAAUCUCUAGUUUUUCGUGGAAGCCACAUAAACAGAUCGAUUAUUCCUCGUCGUGCACACUGAUAGGCGCAAGUCCUCCUCGUGCACGUGCCCUAUAUACACGUCGUCCUGUUACGAUGAUUCUUCUCGCUGUUCUCUUUACGAUCAUUGUUCUUCUUUGAUCGACAUCAAUCGAUCGAGCAACAGUUUUGUAUAUGAGAAUCCUUCCCACGAUAAAUCUGUACAUAAUACAAAUCUCAAUCUCGGCCCGCCAUAACAUUUGACGUUAAAUAACGUUACGUAUUCGUGGGUUCGAGCAAAUUGUACAAAGGAUCAGGGUGAUUGGUUUCCGGUCAUUCGCAACUACCUCAAUUCGAACUCGGUAUGAAACCGGGCUUCUAGCGAAUUAAGAAAACGAAAAAACAUUAAAAAAAAAAAAGAAGGAAACAACGAAUCGUCUUUCGGGGGAACAGUUCUCGUCGGUUCAAACUUCGAGUUCUUCGAUAAACAAAGUCCCUCCGUUCGUUGAUCGUUGCCUGUUAUCGCUUGUCGUCUCUGGUAAAUUGUGUAAACGUCUUUUUAAAUGCGUCCUGCAACGGAACCGGAAUUUUUUAAACCUGGUUGCCAGUCCUUUCGCCCAAUUGAUAAUACUUCACGGUUUACCUCACUGGGGAGCUUUGACAUUCUAUGGAUGAAGGAAGUAAAGAGUGGGAGUCGACAGAACCUAUUCGUGCGGAAAUGAAGAGUGGCAUCAGGCCGUGGACUACGAGUCUUGAGGAGUUUUUUUUUGUAAGAUCGAGGAGCCCGAAAGGAUACAGGCAUGCUGGGUAAAAUGUUCGUGGUGAAGAAGAGAAGGAAGACAGCCUCGACGGAGACCGAUGGGUUGUGCCUUUCUUAUUGGGUACCAUUAUAAGGCAUUGACUCUGUGGAUAUAGUUGGCGUUACGUGUUCAAAGAUCGACGGCUAGGAACUUUUAAUCGGGACAAAUCUAUUUGGCGUCGAAUCGCCAAUCGCGUGUGAUAUAAGUGAUUUAUUUUUAUCUUUUUAAGUGUUUACUGCAGGACAAUGUUUUUUCUUCUCCUUUGAUUAAUCUCCGUUAUCGAUUCUCGGUUUUCGAGAAUGUUCUCUCUAUUCCUCUGCCCAUAUGGAAACGACAUCGGGUACACAUCAUCAUAAUUAGGAGAAGAAAGAAAGGGACAUUUUUCAUUGUAUGAUUGCAUUCGAGUAUGGGUACUGUGUAUAAUAAAUUAUUUAAUUUUUCGGAUGUUAUAUUACUUUUUAAUGCGUUAUACACUGGAACCUAACGGAUUUACAGGGAAUCUGUUGUAAAUUGAAAUAAAAUGUUUUAUUAUGUUGUAA
Molecule: messenger RNA, 4649 nt
Organism: Megalopta genalis
Lineage: Eukaryota; Metazoa; Arthropoda; Insecta; Hymenoptera; Halictidae
Source: RefSeq, a predicted model, not a curated record